GCAGAGUUCAUUUUGUCGCAAUAUGAUGACGUUCCAGACGUCAUUAAUGCUUGCCAAAACACCAUAAAGUUGUGUAAAUGCCUGUUUGACCUUUCUUAUCAAGCCAGUGUAUCUAGCUAACGGCAAUGAACAUGUCUCUACUACGCGUAUGUGCUUCUACAUCGAUUUUUCGUGCGACCAAAGGGUUAUUCAUGGAGUCUGCUUUUACAGGAUGCUUGCGGACAGCAAGUGGAGCAGCUAAGGACAAGGAGCCACUGCGCAAGGCCAAAACCCCCCAGGGCCGCUUUGACAUGAAUGAUGAGAAGAUAAAGGAUCCCCUUGAAAAGUUCCCUGAUGAUGUGAACCCAGCCACUAAGGAGCAGGGGGGGCCCCGAGGCCCAGAACCCACGCGCUACGGGGACUGGGAGAGGAAGGGCCGCUGUGUCGACUUCUAGUUUCCAUUCCUGGUAUAUUACACAUGCGAUGUGGACAUACCUUAUCUAUAACUUAUGCAUCCAUGUCUGAGGAUUGUUGUGCAAGAGACCAGGAUUAGUACACCAUACUGAAUCAGUCUGGACUAUUUCCCCAUGAACCAUACAAUCUGAUUUGUAGUUUCACAUGUAUACACAUGUAGUCUGUAGAACAGUCUCACUUACUUUUUAUGGUGCAAUACUCACUUUGCACACUAUUGUCUUUGUUGAGAUGUAUGAUGAGGAUGAGACAUGAUGACCUAGUGAACAAUAAAGGCUGCUGAGGGAGGAUGGCUCUUAAUGGCUGAAAUGAAGUGAAUGGAAUGACAACCCCCCCCCCCCCCAAAAAAAGCUGUUUGAUUCCAUUUACUCCAUUCUGAACAAUUUUAUGAGCGAUUGUCAUGCAAGUUUAUUGCUUCCUCUACAGAGAUGUCAAUGUUGUGAAUAAAUGCAAUGUAAAAAAUUCUGGAGAUUACUCUGGCAUGUUUUUACUUUUUGAUUAUUGCUCAUUAUAUUGAGUCAUCGACAAUGCCUCUGAUCUGGUCAGUAUUCCUACAUUAGCCCCUGUCUCUUUUCACUCUACUCUCGUUCUCUUUCCUGCCUCUUGGUUGUUUAUUGAUUCUAUGUGUACUGUACAAUGAAGGGAAGCGCUCCUGCUCAGCGACACUCAUCAGGCAACCACCUGGCAUCCUGAGCGGCUCUUCUACGUCUUGUCUGACUGGCACACCCUUACCCUGUAACAUGUACUGAACAAAAAUAUAAAUGCAAAAAU
Messenger RNA from Oncorhynchus mykiss (rainbow trout), 1221 nucleotides. RefSeq names its product succinate dehydrogenase assembly factor 4, mitochondrial. Lineage: Eukaryota; Metazoa; Chordata; Actinopteri; Salmoniformes; Salmonidae. The record is from RefSeq and is a predicted model, not a curated record. Gene Ontology annotation, biological process: mitochondrial respiratory chain complex II assembly. Gene Ontology annotation, cellular component: mitochondrion.